AUGUAUUUAAUACAAUGGAAAGGCUACACAAAAGCCACUUGGGAACCAGUUGAAAAUCUUGAUGGAUGUAAAGAAGCAUUAAAAAGAUUUCAUAAACUUGCUAAAGAUACAGAUAUUGAUUUUUCAUCCAAAAUUGGCAAAGGAAGGAAACAAAGACCGAGAUCUGAUGAAUUGCAAAAUCGAUUAAAGACUUGUUAUGCAGAUGGUAGAAGAACAGAUUUAGAUUUGUAUCAAAAAAUUUGGAUAAAAAGAAAUUAUCCUGGGAAAAAUGAACGUACAGAACCAAGGAUUGAAACCGUUACGUUUUAUUAA
Entrophospora sp. SA101 is the source of this 312-nucleotide messenger RNA. Lineage: Eukaryota; Fungi; Glomeromycota; Glomeromycetes; Entrophosporales; Entrophosporaceae. The record is from the annotation of a GenBank genome assembly.